Molecule: messenger RNA, 785 nt
Organism: Sinocyclocheilus anshuiensis
Lineage: Eukaryota; Metazoa; Chordata; Actinopteri; Cypriniformes; Cyprinidae
Exons: 5
Coding region: 87-785 (232 amino acids)
Source: RefSeq, a predicted model, not a curated record
AACAUAUUUUAUUGAUACCCGCUGAUUUGACAACAUAAGUACUAGCCCGGUGGCAGGUAACUUAUCUUUUACCGCACGUCUGAUCAAUGCAUUGUUUUUACGUCCAUGAAUACGUGAAUAUGAUGUUAACAAACAGUGCUUUCAGUUUUCGUGCUAUAUUGCAACAUUAUCCAUCAGCAUUGUAUGUUCUGUAUCGACCAGGGACGCCUGAGGAAACCCGAAGGCUCAUACGUUUUCGUGCUGAAAACGAGCAGCAUUUCCUGAAAUACAAAUACAAUGCUAAACAACUUUGGGAGACACUAAUAAAAGAAUUGGGUUUGGAGGGAAAAGUGACUGGCCAACAAGCAUCAAAGAAGUGGGAGAAUUUAAAGAAAAAAUAUAAGGACCUAAAAACUCCAAAAACCGGUUCUGGAACAGAUGCUGGAGAGGUAACAGCUUCUACGUGGCAGUAUUUUGAAGAAAUGCACGAGGUGUUGGGUUCCAGGCCUUCUGUGGACCCUCCUGUGGUGGUUGCAUCAUUCACUAAUGAGGAACCCAUAACAAUCCUCAUGGACACUGUUGAACCCAGUGGAAGUACUGCUGCCAGCACCAUAGGAGCCUUCUCAUCUUUGCAAAAUACAUCGGAAGAGACAGCCUCUUCUAGUGCAGCAUCCACCAUGGUGAUAGCAAGCCCCCCAACUCCAUCACCAAAGAAAAAAAAUCCCGUUUUGGAUUUUUUUGUGGAAGAGUCCCAAAAGGAGCAGAAUCGCCAUGAAGAGAGCGAGGCCAAGACUGAGAGUUCAUAG